Messenger RNA from Plectropomus leopardus (leopard coralgrouper), 3901 nucleotides. It is a transcript of the gene aftphb, whose product is annotated as aftiphilin b. Gene Ontology annotation, biological process: intracellular transport. Gene Ontology annotation, molecular function: clathrin binding. Lineage: Eukaryota; Metazoa; Chordata; Actinopteri; Perciformes; Serranidae. Gene Ontology annotation, cellular component: AP-1 adaptor complex; trans-Golgi network membrane. The record is from RefSeq and is a predicted model, not a curated record.
CUUUACUGACUGCUGCCUGCACUGGCUGCUUUUUCCAGUCCAAGAUCAACACCAGGAGGGGAGUCAGAGAGCUGGUGCAUGAGGCCCUCAGGUCCUGCUCGGAGAACCCAUGGAAUCAGACAUCAUGCCGUUACACGCCUCCUCUCCCCCUCCACUGGAUGAUGACAGUGAUGGGGAUUCGGGAUCAGAGGAGGACGGGUUUGGGGACUUUGGGGGAUUCUCAGUCGGGGUGUCCUGCUCACCUUCUGGUUUUACUGAUUCACUAUCCAGCCUCAGACAGCCUUCAACCUCCACAAAACCAGCCACCCAUCAACCCAACUGUAGCUUUAAUCAACCUGUUGAACAAUCUCAACACACAUCUGCUGUGGACUCGGGGACCGACAGGAGCCAGAUAUGCGUGGAAGGACAGGACUGUAACACUAAAUCACGUGUGCACCUCACAAACGGGUACUCUGACAGAGACUCCGGGACCCACAUAGCGUCUGCAGCGGGUGCGUGCUCCCCGAGGGAAGAAACAGGGUUUGCUGAUUUCACUGUGUUUACAGAGCAGGCGGCACAUCCCUGGUGCUGUGGUUUCUCUCCCAUGGGCGGCAGAGAGCUAUGGGAUGGCAGAGGGAAUGGGACAAUCUCUUCCAACAGUUUGGGUGAUCCAGAACAGGAAGUUGUUAUGGACUCUGAGCCCAGGUCUCAUUGUGCACGUAAGGAAAACGUUUGCACUAAGGUCAAGCACUGUGAGGACGGAGAUGCAGCACCAUCUCAGGACCACCAUCAGCCUCAGGGAGCUGCAGCCGCUUUGGGUUUUACAUCUGAAGAGCAUCGCUCUGGGGAGAAAGAGACAUCUGCAGACAGUCAGAAAGACAGGAGGCACGGUUUUAAUUCUGUACAAACGACGGAGGCAAGGGAGGAUGAAGAAUCAGACGAAGAAAGAGAAGAGCGGAGCAUUUCCACAUUUCCCCAAACAUUCAGUGUGUAUGAGUCUGCGUCAGAGGACCUGACGUCCGUCUGUGAUGAAUUGUCAUUUGACAGUCCUUCUGUGGACAUGGAACCAAAUGUUUCGUCUCUUGCUUCACAAGAUCAGACAGACUGCGACCAGACUGAUGAUGAUGACGUAGAGGAACUGGAAAACUACAGGCAUCCUGACUGUUUUGUCAACAACAGCGCGACAAAUCUCAGACAGUCGAGGGCAGGGGAGAGUUUUCAUUAUUGCAACCAAUCUGCAACUCAGGAAACUGCUGCUACCUCCAACCACUCACAACCUGAAACACACUCAGAAGACAAAUUUGCAGACUUCAAAGACUGCAGUUUUGAGUAUCACAGGGACCAAGGACACGUCCAAACAGCUGAUGCAGGGGUGCAGAGUUUGGGAAACCUCCCACCGAGUGACAGCUUUGCUGAUUUCUGCUCGGCGCCCACGCAGGAGGAUGGAGAGACGUCGUGGGCGGAGUUCAAGGACCCGAGGGUUCAGGAGGAGGGAAAAACUUGGACGCAGUUCAGAGAGCAAGUCAGCAGCCUGCAGACGGACGGGGACACUGAGGAGGAGCAGGACAGGGCGGGGCGAUGUGGGGUUUCCAGGAGGAGCAGCUGUCAGCUGUCACAGUCCUGCCGUGUCCAGCAGCUUCUCCUGGUCAGUUUCCCGGAGGUCGAGGUCCCAGCUGUGGAGGGUGAGGAGGAGGUGAUCAGCCUCACUGCUCAUCUUCACGCCCAACACCUCCCUGAGAGUGAGGAGGAGGGGAUACCUGAACCCUGUCCCAGAUCUCAGUGGAUUCGGCGGGGCAUGUGGUGGCCACACCAGGACCUCCACGAUGCAGUUGGCCUUCAGUUUCAGUGGGGAGGUUCGCACACAAACAGCACUCUGCUCAGGUGUCUUGGUGUGGAGACGAGGAAUAUUGUGUUCAUUGGCAUGAAGAAGCAGCCAGUGGCUGUGCCUGCGUUUGCAUCCAGUCUGGGAAUGCUGGAGCCCACCAAAGACUCUGUGCCGGCUGUCUGUUCUCCAGGACACACAGCGGUCACCACACAAGCACCUCCAGGGCGCCGGGACACACCGGACCCCUCAACAGAUUCAAUGCAGGAGGCGCGUCCUUCCAGCCAGCUGGACUGGAGCAGCCGUGGCCUUAGCAGCUCUCAGGACGGUACGUCCCCUCGCCGAGCCCCUCUCUUCUGGGGCUGGAAGUAGACUUCAGUAUCAGCCAUCCUCUGCGUGGCUUCUUCUAAUAAGCCUAAACGUUUGAGAGUUUCACUCUGGUCUCCUCACUUCCUCCAGGGCAUGUUUCUGCUUCUUUUAAUUUCACGCUGUGUUUCCCCUCUGUUCACUCAGUGGUAGUGGCUUACCACAACAUUUUGUGAAUUGUAUUUCCUCUCGUCAAUAACACAGAUGGACCCAGUGUUCAGAAAUCCUGUUUUUGUCAUUAGAAUUUGUCCAAACAAGAAACCUUACAGAGAUAUAACAUCCAACGGACCCGUAAACUGGGACCUAAAUACAACAAAUGUGCAACCAAACUGAAAAAUGACCCAUCGGUCACAAUCGUUCCAGAACAAAUAAGGGGAAACACUGAACUGGCUUCCCUUUUCUCCCUCCCUCAGCUACUCUAGUGUCUCAUCUUUACCUGCUGCCACCUUUUACGAGGAAUUUAUCUCAGUAUUUGUCAGUCCCAGUUGUUACUGGCAAACUUUGUGGUGUCCGUCUUGUAGUUGUAAUAACUAAUGUAGGAAAAGGCUACUGAAAACUAUUGCGAAGGCUACUGAAAACAAGAUAUGCAUACUGUUAUUGUGCCACUCAGUGAUUCUGAAGCUGUUUUUGAACUACAACACAAUGUGAAAUCAAUGUCACAUUUAAAAAGCACUACACUCUAAAUAUUUGUCAAACGUGGAGCAUGCAAUGUUGAUUAAUGCAGACGUGUUUAUCCACUGGACCGUUUUAUUUUGAUUUAUUGGUGGCCACUGUGGAAGUUAAACGAACACUUCCAGUGUUAAUACUUAUCUACAUUUUGCCCCAUGCAUGACUUUAUUACGCACUUAGCCUUUAGAUCUGACAGCAUCAUCCAAUUUUGGGAUUUAUUUGACUCUGAAGUGUCUGUAGUUUCUAAUGGAAACUAUUAAUUUGUUUAAAUUAUGAGUUAUGUGGGACACCUUUUGGUGAAGAGAAACCAAAAAAUAAAAAAAAAGAAGAUAACACUGGCAAUCAGUCAUUCUGUGGUGAGGAGAUAUUUGAUUUGAUAAGACUCAGAUUUAGUGCAGUAGUGUUAAGAACAGUAUUUGCACUGAAAUUCACAAAUGAAUUACAAGUAUGAGUGAAAUUACUAUUUAUGGAGAGCAUUCUUUGGUAAAUUACAUUGAAUUCACUUUAGCUUCAUACAUGGAUUUGUCAGUUAAUGACAGACGGACAAGGACCCGAGAUCUAAUAAAUCAGAUUUAAAACAUUUAACAAAAUUACAAAACAAUAGAAACACCAGAAAAAAAAGCAUGAAUAAGAAAUUCAACAAAUUAGCUCGUGUCUUGGUGUCCUUGUGAACUUUUAUAGGAAGCGUUUGUUAAGUUUGGCUCUGGUUUUUGUAGCUGUUACAACUGAUGUGUCUUUAACUUUUCCACCAGUUUCUUGGAAGACACCGAGAUGAGUCCACAGUUAUACACAACAUUAACAUUUAGAUUAAACUGGGUUAAAAAACAAAAACUUUCUGUUUGUUCUGAUUUUGUGUUUGACAAGAAGAUGUUCAGAGAUAAGGUGUAAUUUGGUGAAUAUAAAUACCAAACAUCGACAUCCGAUCAGUGUUGCAGUAGUACGGUACACACAGCAGAGGGCAGUGUAUUCUCCGCAGGUUGUGCUGAGUGCAGCAAAAAAAGGUUAAUACAUUUUCUGUAUUCAGGGUAGGAAUAAAUCGAAGUAAUUUAAAUAAAUUAAAGUCAA